CUCCUAAUAGAUUCAUCAUCACUAAUUCCACUUUUAUUCUCUCUCCAUAUCUUCACUAGUGCUCUCUCCUCUGAAUGUAUAUAUAAAUCUUUUCUCCCUCAUCUAUUUCUACAUCGCAACUUCUCUCUCUCUCUCGUCUCUAUAAUGGCUGAUCACAAGAACAAAGAAGAGAAGUCAUUCUCAUUCCUAGCUCAUUCACCACCCGUUGAUCACAGCUCCUUGAGUUAUCCUCUAUAUGACUGGGAAGAAGAUCUUCUUGCUUUCCACGAAAGCUCUGCCUCUCAAUCUUUUCCUUUGACUACAACUUCUCUGCCAUUACCUGAUCUUGAACCUUUGUCUGAAGAUGUACUCAAUUCAUACAGCUCUGCAUCAUGGAACGAAACAGAGCCAAACAGAGGAGAUGUAGCUUCAUCGGAAAAGAAGACUAAACAUGGAGUAGUGCAAGAGACUACUAAGAAAAGGAAACUCAACGAGAGACGCAGAGAACCUAACGUGAGGAUCAUCAGCGAUAUUACUACCUACACAUCUUCUCCAGCUUCAAAGGCAUUGUCUAUGGAAACUGUCUCUCGCUACUUCUAUAUGCCCAUAACUCAGGCUGCUAUGGAACUUAAUGUUGGUUUAACUCUUCUGAAAAGAAGAUGUCGUGAAUUGGGUAUUCGCCGAUGGCCUCAUCGUAAACUCAUGAGCCUAAAAACUUUGAUCAGUAACGUUAAGGAGCUGCAGAAGAUGGAAGGCGAGGAGAAUGCAGACAAACUGCAGGACGCCCUGGAAAUGCUCGAGAAGGAGAAAAGGACGAUUGAGGAGUUACCAGAUUUGGAGUUUGAGGACAAGACAAAAAGGCUGAGACAAGCUUGUUUCAAGGCUAACCACAAGAGGAAGAAGAAGAGAAGUCUCAAGUCCGAUCAUGCUCACAUAGCCUCUUGUUCAAGCAGCGGAUCAGUCGCUAGUGAUGAGUCGGUUAAUGAUGGAGGAAUGGAGAGUGAUGAAGAGGUGAAGUAUCUCUUGUGUGGUUUCUCAAAUGAGUUUAGUAGUGGUUUGUGAAUCCGCUUUAGUACUGGGAAAUUGGGGAUUGUAAAGCCAAAUGCUUUUUGACUAAUUGAAUGAACAAAAAACAUAAAUAUGAUACUGAAUACCACCUUGAAGGGUUUCAACAUUAGUGUACUGUAGAUACUAACAAACAAA
Molecule: messenger RNA, 1182 nt
Organism: Capsella rubella
Lineage: Eukaryota; Viridiplantae; Streptophyta; Magnoliopsida; Brassicales; Brassicaceae
Product: protein RKD2
Exons: 4
Coding region: 145-1041 (298 amino acids)
Molecular function (GO): DNA-binding transcription factor activity
Source: RefSeq, a predicted model, not a curated record